CAUUCAUUGGCUGUUUUUUAAGCCGUAUGUAUGUAUGUAUGGGCAUUUUUGACAGAUAUAUUUUGCUUUGAGUCACAGUGACACAGCAACAGCUGACUAGCAUGUUAGCUAAGAGCUUCGUACGGUUGUGACUCGUGAAUUUGCCUCAAUUAUUAGAUAUUCGUUGUAAUUAAGCUUAGCUACUAUAUGCCUUUUUAUUUUGCCCAGCGUAAGGCAUUUCGGACUAUUUGUGUUUUUCUAUUUGCGGAACCAGAACGAACUAUAGUAACUUAACACUACGUUAGCUAGUCGGAUAGCUAGAUAACACUAGCUAGCUAACGUUAGUUCGUACACAUUGAACACAGCACUAAACCUAAUUUUACACCACCAAGCUGAAUUAUGGAUCCGAAUAACACCUCGUACGCUGUGAAACUGUACGUUUACGACAUAUCUAAAGGAAUGGCUCGCCAGCUGAGCCCCCUCAUGCUAGGUAUACAGCUUGAUGGAAUAUGGCACACUGCUAUUGUUGUACAUGGAGAGGAGUUUUUCUAUGGGGGAGAUGGCAUCACAAACUGCCCACCUGGCGGAACAUCCUUGGGACAACCCAACUCCAUAAUAGAUCUGGGCACCACAGAGGUGACUGAGGAGAUCUUUAUGGAGUACCUGUCUUCACUGGGAGAGUCCACGUACAGGGGGAACCAAUACCAUCUGUUUGAGUGGAACUGUAACACGUUCAGUAACGAAGUGGCCCAGUUCCUCACUGGCAGCAAGAUCCCCGGCCACAUCACAGACCUGCCGGCUGAAGUGCUCUCCACGCCUUUCGGCCAGGCGCUACGCCCUCUACUGGACUCCAUCAAUAUUGCACCUCAGGGGGGCAACACCUUCAACGGACACUAUGGCCAGAGAUAGGCCAGAGAUAGGCCGAUAACACAGGUGCACAGAGUAAUAUAUUAUACCAACAGUCUGUGUGUGAGGGGUGGGAGAUCUGCAGCUCACCUUUUGUGAGUCCCUUAGGCUGUGUUCACACAGGCAGCCCAAUUCUGAAUUGUUUUUCACUAAUUGGUCUUUUGACCAAUCAGAUCAGCUCUGAAAAAGAUCUGGUGGGAAACGAUCUGAUGUGAUUGGUCAAAAGACCAAUUAGUGACAAAGUUCAGACAUGGGCUGCCUGAUGUAUGUCAGUCAGUGGGCCAGGCAGAAACCUCACCCUACCUGACCUCUUUAAUACCUUAACACCAACCCAGCCUGGCACACCCCAUCCCCAGCCAUACCUAACUCUCCCCUUUUUCCACUAUAAAGUUGGCCUGAUCCGUGCCUGUAUUUUAGUAUGUCCACGGUUAUCAAGAUGGCUGUAAGUAUAUAAUAAGCUGGAGCUUUCUUCUACUCUCCGUAGGAUCCCAUGAUCGGCUGAAUGUAAAACUAGAGAGCUGCAAAGUUUCUCUCUAGAAAGUGCAGCUCUUUCCUACACGGGUGGGGGUAGGGUACAUUUUUACAUACCUUCUAUGUUUUACUAAAUAAGUAUUAAGCUAUUUUACUGUUAUAUUGUUUUGUGUUCUUUUUUAAUUACCAUGAUAUGACUGGGUUGCCAAUAGAGGGAGAGAAGGAAAGGAAAAGAAAAGAGAAACGGCUAAAGUGGUGAUAAAAUCUAGACAAAUUCUGACUUGCACUUGUCUUUGUAUUGGGAACUUGUGUAUUCACAUGUCUUUGUACCAACAGUCUUGUGUCAAGGUUUAUCCAUCCCUUGAAUACAUCGUCACACACUCUCAGGGUCAUCAUGCGAAGAUGACCUCAAAGUACUGAAUGUUUGAUUUUUCUUUUUAUAACUAAAGAGACCACAACCGGUCGUUUCAAAUCGGAACAAAAAUUCAUAAUGGGCAGAACAAGAAAGGAGGUGGGCAGAGCCAGUUACAAGCAAGCGAGAUCCUUUUGGCGCGUUCUAGCAUACAUUUGCAUAUUUCUGCUUGGGAACACCUACUCUGUGAAGUGCGUGUGCAAUAAAUCAAUUCGCUUUUGCACUCCUAAACAGUGCCAUUUUUAAAAAACUUUAGCAAAGGGUAAAUUCUAGGAAACUUAGUCCACUGUUCAUAACAGUUUCAAGUUUUGGGAACAGAACUGUAAUGAGAUCAAAUGUUUAAAAUGUUUAAUCAAUUAGCAGAAUCUCCAGCUA
Messenger RNA from Oncorhynchus mykiss (rainbow trout), 2143 nucleotides. RefSeq names its product desumoylating isopeptidase 1. Gene Ontology annotation, biological process: protein modification by small protein removal. The record is from RefSeq and is a predicted model, not a curated record. Gene Ontology annotation, molecular function: peptidase activity. Lineage: Eukaryota; Metazoa; Chordata; Actinopteri; Salmoniformes; Salmonidae.